Molecule: messenger RNA, 258 nt
Organism: Plasmodium gallinaceum
Lineage: Eukaryota; Apicomplexa; Aconoidasida; Haemosporida; Plasmodiidae
Product: cytochrome c oxidase assembly protein, putative
Exons: 1
Coding region: 1-258 (85 amino acids)
Biological process (GO): mitochondrial respiratory chain complex IV assembly
Cellular component (GO): mitochondrion
Source: RefSeq, a predicted model, not a curated record
AUGCUUAGUGUAAAACCAGAUACACCUCACAGAAAGGCAUCUAAUUCAUGUAAAAAAAUAUUAAAUGAUAUGAUUGCGUGUUAUCAAAAUACUAUAUGUUAUAAAAAGGAGAAUUCAUCUUUUAUUGAUUGCUUGCAUAAUCACAACUUAGAUGAAAUUGAUGAAAACUGUAUUAUUUUAAGAAAAGCUUAUGCACAGUGUCGUCGUAAUUUAUUAAAUGGGAACUUUAAAAUGCUAGGUAAUCCUUUAUCAAGAUAA